Penicillium angulare is the source of this 2220-nucleotide messenger RNA. RefSeq lists its product as uncharacterized. The transcript is spliced from 4 exons. The record is from RefSeq and is a predicted model, not a curated record. The coding region runs from base 1 to 2220 and encodes 739 amino acids. Lineage: Eukaryota; Fungi; Ascomycota; Eurotiomycetes; Eurotiales; Aspergillaceae.
AUGAAUGCCGGUCCUAUUGGCAUGAUUGCCAAGGGAGUUGGUAGUGGUAUUGGCUUUGUGAGUGAAACACACAAAUAUAGAAAAGCGAAGAAGGCAGCACAACAAGAACGAGAGCUUGAGAGACAGAGUCAGCCGGGGCUAUUCGAAGAACGCGAUUCACCAAGUCACGUCCCUCCAUCUUCUUCCCCAUUCAACACGUUUUCACCAUAUGGCUCAAAGGAGGACGAAGAGCGCUACAAUUUCACUCCUACAAAUGUAGCUGAACGCUCAUGGCAACUUGAUGAAGCGCAGGAUCAUGUUAUCGUCGAAACCAAAAAGCCCCGCAAGAGCAAAAGUGGCGUCGCAAAUCCUGACAAACUCAUCGCUGCUUUCCUUCAACGCCAACCUCCUCCUUAUUGCCCUGCACCGGUACAACUAGAUUAUGUGCGCCCUAUCCCAAAACUCCAUCAUCCAGUCGCAAUACCUCAGCGACGUCCAAAGGAUAAAGCACGGGGUUUUAUCCAUGCGUACGCACCGGACUUGCAAAAUGUGGGUAUUGACCAAGAGACUUGGUUCGACUUCGUUGAAACAUUCAACGAGGCAUGCCUAGCUAAUCCGUGGAUUAAUGCCAUUAACUUGGCAGCGCUAGCAGCUUCACCGUUGCCUUCUCUUGCCUCACAAGCAAUCUCAAUGGCACUUAUGGUCGCAACAACUGUUGCUAUGGAAGUGCAAGGCCGACACCGACAAAAUAAAGCUCUCGACAAACUUAACGAAGAGUUCUUCCGACCCCGUGGUCUCUUUUGUCUUGUAAUGACAUGGGACGCUGAAUCUACCAGUACUCGCACUAAUAUGAAUGUUACCGAUACUAUCCGAAAUACAAUGAAUGCCCAAGGCCGAAAAUCACACAAGUUUCAAUAUUCAAAUGGUGUGACAAACGGAAUGGAAUCUAUACAGACUGCAGAGCUUGUCUUCCCGGGUCUUGAUCUUCUCGCGACGAUGGGAAAGAACGAACAGGCAGGGUUCAAAAAUAAGAUGAAACGUGGAAAAUUGUUCGUUGAAGAUUACAUGGACCGUAAGGCACAGGCAAAAUUCUAUUCGGAAAAUCCAGGCAGCCAUCUCAACCAAGCUGGAAAGCCAAAAUUCCACUCCAAAUAUGGUGACCCAACGCAUGGUAUACACAGUGGUUUCGCUGGAAGCACAACCGGUCAAAAUGGCAGACAACGAGGCGGACUUGUGGAAGAUCAAAGCAGCGGUAUGGGAGGAAGGGGCGAUAGCCAGAGUGGUGGCCUUCUUGGUAUAGGAGGUCAAGGUGGUGGUAUGGGAGGACGUGGUGACGGGCAAAGAGGCGGUACCACUGGUAUCGCAAACACAGGCCCAAUUGGUGGUAUCAUUGCACUCGUGGGCAUGGCUGUCAAUCACAUGAGCGAGCGUAACAAAUCGCAAGACAGCUCGAACAGUACCGUCAGCGCCUUCAAAGGCAAUGGUGCCAAAGACAUCGAGCGCAGCACCAGCAACGUCAAACAAGACAGCAUUUCUAACCCCGAUGGACCUAUCAACAACAUCCAUAACCACUAUGUCAAUCACAACCACAACCCUGUCGACGCCUAUUGCCCCAUCAACACCAACAACCGCACCAUCUCAUCAAAUUCACCCUAUCAAUAUUCUAGACAUCCGAUAUUUGAAAUAAAUGCAGAAUACGGAGAAAACCGACAUGAAAGACAAGCUGCUGAUGCGGGAUGGUCUAAUGAGCACGCGAUGCAACAUCCCCAAUAUCAACAAACUGCCGCAGGUGGAAGUGGAUGGCAACCACCAAGUCAUCAGUCAACAGGCCCUCAACAUCAGCAACUUCCCCAAUAUCAACAAGCCUAUCAGUAUCAUGAGCCACAAUAUCCGCAAACACAAUAUCAAGUACCGGCUCAGUAUCAGCUACCGCAAUACCAGCAACCCGUUCUCCAAAAUGCGCAAUACUCAUCUUUUGGAGGGCAGCAACAGUAUAUGCAUAUUCAACCAAUUAAUGAGGAACAAUCACGCAAUGCACAAAAUGCUCCAAUGCCAGGGCAACAGCAGCAGAACCAACAAGGCGGGCUCGGUGGAGGGUCUGGAGGUAUCAGUUUGGGCAAGCUUUUCAGUUCGAAAGUACUUUACUUGAUGGUAGUCAAUAUGCCUACCGACGAAGAGAUGGCCGAAGCUCAAAGGUUGUCUGCCAAUUGGAAGCUUCAGGGUCAGCAACAGGAGUUGUAA